Messenger RNA from Hyla sarda, 3427 nucleotides. Its product is annotated as E3 ubiquitin/ISG15 ligase TRIM25-like. The record is from RefSeq and is a predicted model, not a curated record. NCBI's taxonomy places the organism in Eukaryota, Metazoa, Chordata, Amphibia, Anura, Hylidae. Gene Ontology annotation, molecular function: protein binding; zinc ion binding. The transcript is spliced from 2 exons. Bases 268 to 1866 code for a protein of 532 amino acids.
CCUAUUCCUAACCUGAUUGGCUGUUAUAUAUCACGGCGGUAUAUUUUAAACCAAUCAGGAGCGAGCGCUUUUCUCCAGUCACCGUGCAGCUUCCACCAAUCAGGAGGCCGUGUGACUAUUGGCUGUGACAACAGUAGCGUUUGGUUUAUCUGCUGCUGCUUUUGGCGCCAUAACUACUACAUUCUCCUCACAGAAAAGAUACUGGAAUCUACAUUUGGCGCUUGACAUCCAUCUCAAUCUUUGUGAGAAACCACUGAAAAGGGCAUUAUGGCUACACUGGCACUAAAAUAUGACCUGACAUGCUCAAUCUGUUUGGACUUUUACACUUGCCCUGUAAUAUUAGACUGUGGGCAUAACUUCUGCAGGGUCUGCAUUCAACAGUUGAUAGAGCAGCAGGCAGAGAAUGGAUAUUGUCCAGAAUGCAGGAGAACAUGUUCACCAGAAAACUUACACCGAGUCAACUUUAAACUGGGAAGUAUAGCAGAGUAUUAUAAAUCCAUUCAGGGCUCUUAUAGCUCCAGUGAGCUGCCUUGUACCUUUUGCAUUCAGUCUCCUAGCACUGCUGUAAAGACUUGUCUGCAUUGUGAGGCUUCUUUUUGUAGACCACACCUGCAUGUCCACUGCAAAAGCCAAGAACAUGUUUUAGUUGACCCCACAACAUCACUACAGAAUAGAAAAUGCAGAAUCCACAAUGAAGUUUUAAAGUAUUUCUGCAUAGAGGACAAGUCAUGCAUUUGUGCUUCCUGCUGCUUGAUUGGAGAACACCAAGGGCACCUAUUUGAGCUCCUGGAAAAAGCCUCUCUGAAAAAAAAAGAAGAAUUGAAAAAAGUUCAGGAAAAUUUAAAGUUGGAGCAGGAAGUUUUGGAGAAGAGAACAAAUGUUUUGCAUGAUACUCUCAGUCAAGAGAAAGGAAAAGUAGUAAAACUUAGAAAAGACUUAGAAGCCAUAUACAGUAAAUUCUAUGAUCACAUUGUAGAUGCUCACGUUAACGUGCUUAAUGAGGUUGGACGACAUUUGGGACAGGUCUCAAAGCACAUUUCACUUGAUAUUUUGUCUAUAGAAAAAAGAACAGCUAAGCUGUCCGAGGACCUAGAACAUGUUCAGACUGCUUGCAGCAAUAUGGAUCCACUCACUUUAUUACAGGACGAAGUAUGCAGUGCUAUUUAUGAUAGGAAGUUUUCAGCACAACCUGAUACAGACAACAAACCGGCUUCUCUAGCCCAGAGAAUGGACAUGUUCCUGAUUUCCUUAAUCUCACAGAAACAUAUUGAAGGCAUUUUGGACCAUCUACCGCUCCUCCUGUCCAGUAAGUUGGCCUGUUUAAAGUAUCAUUUCAGUUUUUUGCUAAAUGAAGCAUCAGCCAGUAAUUAUCUUGCACUCUCUGCUGACCUCAAAACUGUAACAUACUCCAAGGAGAAACUUUUCCGAGAACCCAACCCAGACCGGUUUAAAACCAGUCAGGUUCUCAGUAUCUCAUCUUUCUCUUCUGGAAAAUACUUUUGGGAAGUGCAUACCAGCAAGACUGGGGUGAAGGCCAUUGGCGUAGCCUAUCCCACUAUUGAGAGAAGUGGUUUAAACGCCUUUUUAGGAUACAAUGACAAGUCCUGGUGCUUAAUCUGGGGUAAUGACCACAUUGAAGUAUGUCACAACUCUGAUUGUAAACAGAUUGUAUCUUAUGAUCCCAACAUGUGUACUGUCGGGGUGUUUUUAGAUUAUGAGGCUGGAUUGCUCUCCUUCUACAAAACCUGUACACAUAUUCAGCACCUGCACACUAUCAAAGCCACGUUCUUGGAGCCUCUUCACGCUGCCUUUUAUGUAGUUGAUAGCUGGAUGAAGAUCAAUCCCCCAAAAAAGCAAUGGAAAUAGGAUUUCAUUGCAAUGGACGCAUAACUUGUAAUACUGUAGAGAUGCGGCAAUGAUUGUAGUUUUUUUCACGGUUAAUAAAACCUUCAUACAAAACUGUUUAAAGUGACAUUUCAUGUUUAGGAAGGGUUCAUUGUUGGGGUUUGGGGCAAGUUAAUAGUAUUUCAAUUUUUCUUAGCAUAUCCAUUGGUAAGGUAGAUUUGAUAGGGAAUAGAUGUCUGGUCUCCCUAGAAGUUAUGCAAAAUGUUUUUAUUUUAUUUCAUAACUGUUAUGGAGAUUACGCUUGUUAUAAAAGCAGUUGUUUUAGCAGCAGAAUAGGUUUGUGAAGGAAGGUUUCUAUCCUGAAAAAGCAUCACCUAUAUCUGACUCAAAAUCAGGUUUUACAUGGCCACAUUGUACAACCACAUUUGUGAGUCCAUAUUAUGGCCCCAAGUCCUGGCCUGACAGAUGUCAGAUUGGGUCAUCAAAAUCAUCAGGUGUGAACUUGCAGUGGAAAUGCAGUCGUAUAAAUGCAGUCCUAUAAAUGCAGCUAUAUUACAUCUAUGUGAAACCAGCAUCAGGGUGAAUUCACCCUGGUUCGGUUUAUCUGAACGGGGUUGAUUUGGUGACAGACAGUUAGAUUUCUUUAAAGGACAUCUGUAGUGCAAUAUAACUUCUCACCUAUCCGAAGGACGGGAUAAAUUAUAGAUCGCGGGGGGGGGGGGCGCUCCUAGACGGGGCCGCGGCAGUCUGCAGGAAGUGCAGUGUUGUCCCCAGCAGAAAGCCACAUGUGUCGGCCGCCGCGUCAUGUGGGGAUGGAGUGCCCCUUUUCCAGCAUACUGCCGCGGCCCCAUCCAGGAGAUUGCGGGGGGCCUUUGGAUAGGGGAUAAGUUAUAUUGCACUACAAAUGUCCUUUAAGCUACAUUUAGAUGAAUGGAAGGUUGCAGAUAAUUCUGCAACACAUCUGUCAUGUGUGAUGGUAUCCUAAUAAUAGCACUGAUAUUCUUUUAUAUUUAGCAGCCUUUCCCUGUUUCUGUUGUUUAUUCUCAUUUUUUUAUAGUUGAAAAGGAACUUUAGAUUUGGGGCCAGUUUUGAAGACUGUCAUAGAGAACUUCAAGAGUUUUACACUAAAAAAAUUAUAAUAAAAAUAAUCAUAUAAUGCUUGGGCCAUAUCAAGAUAAAAAUAUAUAUAUAUAUGUGUAUAUAUAUAUAUAUGUGUGUGUAAGUAUAUAUAUAUAUAUAUAUAUAUAUAUAUAUAUAUGUAUCUAGCCCCACUUCCCUCUGGUCUCCCAUUUCUGUCUGGCUCUGUCCUAUCCCCCAGUCUUUUCUUCCUGCUUUCAAGAUGGUAGCCGAGAAGGUACCAACCACUGGCCGAGAAUGUGCACCACUCUGGCCACUGAUUCACUAAAUUGGCAGGUCCUACACUAACCUUUUGUCUUUAAAGCAUGAAGAAGACAGAAGAUGUAGAGUGGUGAAUAUUCAUACUGUUUAUGAUUAGAUGAUGUUGUGCUUUUGAAUGUAGCUAUAUUGGGCUUAAUGUUAAACCUCUGUGUUCGCUCUGCUGUUAAUAUUAAACUAUUUUCAU